UUGAAACGUGGACUGGAGAUGUAAAAGCUGAAAUUAAAAGUUUUUAUGGUGCAAUUGAACAUGCUUUACAAGAUACUUCACUUGAUAUUCAAAAACAAGAAAAACUAGAACAUUUAAAGGAAGCGCCUGAAAAUGUAAAAGCUGCUGUAUUAGCGAUAAGUUCCUUACAUGAAAAUAAUAAACUUGCUAUUUCUUCUCCUUCAUAUAAAAAAGAGGACAAUCAAAAUGAUAUUU
Dentiscutata heterogama is the source of this 234-nucleotide messenger RNA. Lineage: Eukaryota; Fungi; Glomeromycota; Glomeromycetes; Diversisporales; Gigasporaceae. The record is from the annotation of a GenBank genome assembly.